This is a messenger RNA of Scheffersomyces coipomensis, 1569 nucleotides long. RefSeq names its product amphiphysin (gene RVS167). Gene Ontology annotation, cellular component: Rvs161p-Rvs167p complex; medial cortex; mating projection tip. Gene Ontology annotation, biological process: endocytosis; plasma membrane tubulation; actin cortical patch localization. Bases 161 to 1492 code for a protein of 443 amino acids. The record is from RefSeq and is a predicted model, not a curated record. The transcript has a single exon. Gene Ontology annotation, molecular function: protein binding; lipid binding. NCBI's taxonomy places the organism in Eukaryota, Fungi, Ascomycota, Pichiomycetes, Serinales, Debaryomycetaceae.
GUACCGAACCAAAAAUAAAGGGAAUGACCAACAAUCAAAAUGCGAUUUCAAAUUAUAAGGGGCGAUGUCCAGUCAAUUGUUUGGUAAAUCAGUAUUAAACAUCUAUUGAGAUUCCAUAUAUUCAGAGAUAAUCAUAGAAAUCAGCUAAUAGAAUUCCAAAAUGUCAUUCAAGGGUCUCAAGAAGUCGCUUGUUAGAGCUCCCCAGACUUUUAGACAAAAGAUGAAUAUGGGUGAAAUGACUUCUGAUGCCGUUUAUCAAGAUGCUGAAAGAAGAUUUAAAGAAUUAGAAUUGGAAACUAAGAAGUUAAGUGAAGAAUCAAAGAGAUACUUUGCUGCUGUCAAUGGUAUGUUGGAACAUCAAAUUGAUUUUUCAAAAGCCAUUGAAGAAAUUUAUAAACCAAUUAGUGGAAGAUUAUCAGAUCCAAAUUCAACUGUACCAGAAGAUAAUCCUGAAGGUAUACAGGCAUCGGAACAAUAUAGAGAAGUGGUUAAAGAAUUGAAAGAAACUUUGAAACCAGAUUUAGAAUUGAUUGAAAAAAGAAUUGUUAAUCCAGCUCAAGAAUUAUUAAAAGUUAUUCAAUCUAUUCGUAAAAUGGCCACCAAAAGAGAACAUAAACAACUUGAUUUAGAUCGUUAUAAGAGAAAUUAUAAGAAAUUCGAAGAGAAAAAGGAAAGGACUGUCAAAGACGAAGAAAAAAUGUAUAAUGCAGAAGCUGAAGUUCAAAUUGCUCAACAAGAAUAUGAUUAUUAUAAUGAUAUGUUGAAAAAUGAAUUACCAAUUUUAUUUCAAAUGCAAUCAGACUUUAUUAGACCUUUAUUUAUAAGUUUCUAUUAUAUGCAAUUGAAUAUUUUCUAUACUUUAUACAGUCGAAUGGAAGAAUUAAAAAUUCCUUAUUUUGACUUAACCACUGAUGUGGUUGAAGCUUAUCAUUUUAAGAAAGGUAAUAUUGAAGAACAAACGGAUGCUAUUACUAUAACCCAUUUCAAAGUUGGUCAUGCUAAAGCUAGAUUGGAAGCCACCAAAAGACGUCAAGCCAUGAUGAAUAGUCCGCCUCCAGGUUCUCCUGUAGCUGGUAAUGGUGAACAAUUACCAACUUAUACUCCAGGUCAAUAUGGUCAAUAUGGUCAACAACCUCCUGCUGGUGAUUAUAAGAAUCCUCUGGGCGCAUAUCAAGCCCCUACUUACGGUGGAUAUGGUGCUCAGCAACCAGCUACUCCAGGUUAUGGUGCUCCAACUGCUGCUCCUACCUAUGGUUCUCCACCAGCAGCUGCUGCUGCUCCAGUAUAUGGAGCAUUACCAUUACCUGCCCCAACUGCUGAAACAUGUACUGCUUUAUAUGAUUACACAGCUCAAGCUCAAGGUGAUUUAACCUUCCCAGCAGGAGCCCAAAUAGAAAUUGUCCAAAGAACUACUGAUACAAAUGGAUGGUGGACUGGUAGGUACAAUGGGCAAACCGGUGUUUUCCCAGGUAAUUAUGUUCAAUUAAGUUAAGUUUAUAUAUAAACUAUAUUGUCUGUUCUCGAUCAGAGUUAGAUUACAAAUUAUAAAUACACAAGUAAUGUUAUGUU